This is a messenger RNA of Drosophila willistoni, 364 nucleotides long. It is a transcript of the gene Nop10, whose product is annotated as H/ACA ribonucleoprotein complex subunit 3. The transcript has 2 exons. The coding region runs from base 88 to 282 and encodes 64 amino acids. The record is from RefSeq and is a predicted model, not a curated record. Gene Ontology annotation, cellular component: box H/ACA telomerase RNP complex; box H/ACA snoRNP complex. Lineage: Eukaryota; Metazoa; Arthropoda; Insecta; Diptera; Drosophilidae. Gene Ontology annotation, biological process: snRNA pseudouridine synthesis; ribosome biogenesis; positive regulation of telomerase RNA localization to Cajal body. Gene Ontology annotation, molecular function: telomerase RNA binding; box H/ACA snoRNA binding.
UCGAUGGUUUUCCCAUCUCUACAUCUCAGCUGUAGCGUCUGCACGUGUUUCUAUUUACUUCUGAAAUUUUAUUAAAAACUACUUAAAAUGUAUCUAAUGUAUACAAUUAACGAAAACGGCGAUCGCGUUUACACGCUGAAGAAACGCACUGAGGACGGCCGACCGACUUUAUCUGCGCAUCCAGCUCGUUUCUCGCCUGAGGAUAAGUACUCGCGUCAACGAAUUACCAUCAAGAAGCGUUUUGGCCUUUUGCUCACGCAGAAACCUGAGCCCAUCUAUUAAAUUCAAUCACCAAGAUUUUCACACAAUAGGUUAAUAAAUAUAUUUACAAAAAUAAAAUACUAACUUAAAUGCGUCGCUUUAA